Saccostrea cuccullata (small rock oyster) is the source of this 555-nucleotide messenger RNA. RefSeq lists its product as uncharacterized. The annotation marks the transcript as partial. The transcript is spliced from 2 exons. The record is from RefSeq and is a predicted model, not a curated record. NCBI's taxonomy places the organism in Eukaryota, Metazoa, Mollusca, Bivalvia, Ostreida, Ostreidae.
AUGACUGCCAUAAUCAUGAGGAACAAAUUUACGAAGUUAUUGACUUGUGUACAACUAAUGAUAACACUGGUGUCUUUCGUAAGUCCAGCGCCAGCUAAUAUUCCUUCUGAUCUAAAGAAAGAAUGGAUGUCAAAUUUGUGUCAUUUUCCGCCAGUUGAUUUAUAUUUUGAAGUACCUGCAGAUGAUCAACAAAGUUUAAAAAAAUGUGUCAAUAAUCUAAAAAGCGAAGAGGAAAGAAUUCCACUUUGUGAUAAAUUUGUAAAGAGUUUAAACAAUAAUACUUGCAAGAAAAAGGUUUAUGAGAAAGAACUUAUUAUAAGUACUUUGAAGAAAUCAAAUGCUACAGAAAUUAAGAAAUACUGUAAUGGGUUACUAUCAUCCAGUUUCAAGAACAAGGAGUGCGAGGAAGUGUGUACUGAAGACAAAUUUACAAAAGAUAUGUGCUUAUUGAUAUACUUUGCAAAGAACAUAACAGAAACAGCUCUUCAGGUAAGCAGUUCUACCCCAAAGACAACAGCAGCAACACCACCCACUUCAACAGGUGAGAAAAACAAU